UAUAUUGGUAACUAAACGCCAAAACUUUUUUUAAUGGGUGCGUGCAUUUGUGUUGUCCGGUGUUUGAAGACGCUUUGAAUUCGCUUUCAAUUUCUUCGUAGGAAAAAUGUCGGGUGAUACCGAUAAAGCGAAAAUCAGUGACAAUCAGGAUGAAGACAAGAAGUCCACAGCCGGCGAUGGGCAUACAACAGAAGACGAGUCAUCCCAAGACUCCAAGGGUGAGUGCCCGGUCCCUGACCAGGCCGCAGGUAACACCGAUGUAGAUCAACCAAGCGACGCGCCCAAUAAAGAUACCCUUGAAGGCGACGCCAAAAGCACAACGGCUAAUGGGAAGGAAGAUGACGCGGGCGGAGACGACUCUAAGGACGAGAAAAGAGACGCGAAAGCAGAGGGUGAUGUAAAAAAGGAAGAAAAUGGUGAAACACACGAUGACGACGAGAAGGAUAACGUGAAAGAUAACAAGAGCACUAAAAAACCGCCCGCCAAGAAGAAGGCUAAGAAAGAGGAUACAGAAGAAGAAGACGAGGAUGAGGAGGAAGAAGAGGAGGAGGAUGAGGAGGGAGAGGAGGGUGACGAGGAGGGAGAUGAGGAAGAAAAGAAGCCCAAAGAAAAGGUAAAGAAGCCAGCAAAAAAAGCCAAAGAUGGCGACGAUGAGGGCGACGACGAGGAGGGCGACGAAGAGGGAGAAGAGGAGGAAGAAGAGGAGGAGGAGGAAGAGGAGGCUCCCAAACCUAAGCCCAAGAAAGAGCCCACGGAACCGCCUGUGCCGCUGCCUGCAGGCAAGGGCAUCCCACUUGGCCACAUCAGUAAUGUUGAGAUCUCACUCUCGCGCUUCAAGACCCAGGAUCAGAAGAUCCUUCAUCAGUUCCUAUACGGGCAAUUAUGCCUCGACCGCAACGUCAAGCGCAACAUCAAGAAGUUCCGCGGCUACGAGUGGGCGAUAGGCUCCGCCGAGUACAAGGCCAAGCUCGAGGAGACCUCCAAGAUGGAGCCCAAGCAAGUGCGCACUAUGUGCGAGAUGCUGGACUUGGACAAAAAAGGCUCGGGUGCGGAGCUGGCGGCGCGGCUGGUGGGCUUCCUGCAGCAGCCCGUGAACAACUCCGUGCACGCGCGGGGCGUGGCGCGCGCGCCGCCCGCCGCCGCCGCCGCGCCCGGCGGCCGCCCGCGCCGCUCCGCCGCCGCCAAGGUGCACAACCGAGGCUAUUCCGAUGAGGAGUAUGAGACUGACCCGGAGACGAAAGUCAAGGGUCCCAAACCAGCUAAGGAUGGCUCAGAAGAUUCAGAUGGUUCGUUCAACCCGAGCGGGUCCGAGGAGGCGGACUCGGACUUCGACCCCGAGGGCGGUGAGAGCGCGGGCGGCGCCACGCGCAAGCGCAAGAGCACCGGCCGCCGCCGCUCCAGCGGCAAGCCGGCCAAGCGCGGCAAGCGCCAGCGAGGCAAGCCGGCCAAGGGUAAGAAGGGUCGCGCGGCAAAGCGGGCACGCUCUGAAAGCGAGGAAGAGAGCGAAAAGUCCGAGAGCGAAAACGAGUCAGAGUCCGGCGGCGGCAGCGACGGAGAGGAAUCCGAUGAGCCAAAGUCCAAGCGCGGCCGGCCGGCGGCCAAGGGUCGUAAGGGAGUCGUCGCUAAGAACGCUAAGGCGACGCCGGUCAAACGAAAAGCGCCUACGCCACCAGCCAAGAAGAAGCCAGCGGGCAAGGCGGCGGGCCGACCGGCCAAAAAGCCAAACAAGAAGGCCGCGUCUUCUGAAGAGGAGUCCGGGGAGGGGAGUGAGGAGGAGGAGGGUAGCGAGGAGGAGAGCGCGGGAGACAGCGACGCGCCCGUCGACAAGAAGAAGCGCCCGCCCACGGACGAUGAGAUCAAGAAGUACGUGAAGCAAAUCCUCGAGGGAGCUAACCUCGAGCAGAUCACGAUGAAGACCGUGUGCAAGCAGGUGUACAGCCACUACCCCGACUUCGACCUGGCGCACAAGAAGGACUUCAUCAAGGCCACAGUCAAGUCGCUCAUCUCUUCGUGAGCAGUGAGUACUCGGCCGCAAACACAUUCAUAGAAGUAAGGUACACCACUUAAACCUAGACUAAUGCCGCGCCGCGGCCCCGCUCGUGCUCGCACCGGGGCUAUUCUAACAUAAACUUUCUGUCAAAUUAUCGCCUGUAUCGGGUAUAUUACAUCCACCUUUCCUAUGCAUGCUCAUUCUGUCACAUUAGUGUCAAUUUCGCACUUUGGGCGUGUCUAUAAAUGGGUUACCCUGAAGAAAAUGGACAACUUUUAAAACAAUUUGAAUACUCUCAUUCGGUAUUUUCCCUCGCUUGCCAGGAUUGAUUUACGGCAAUUUUUAGAGGUAAUGAAAUAAACAGUCCAUGUAUAUGUGUCCAAUGUCAGUGAAUAUACUUAUCUCCCGUAUAGUAUUAGAUAAAAUGUAAAUGAAUGGUCUAUACAUGACUAAAACGAUGAAGUUUGUCCAUUUUUAACCUGGCCUCGAAUACCCCGCGUUCGCCCGGGCAGCGUCGCGGCGCGGGCCUAUGUAAUUUUAUGUUCUAGGAAUAAUUUCCACUAGAAAUAAGUAUAACGAAAUAAGCAGCUCUAAGUUUUUACAUCUUGUUUUCAAUGACUUGUAAUUAUUGUGGUGUUUUGUUUACGCCGUUCACUGUUUUGUUGAUUAUUGUAAGUGAAACUGCCCAGUCGGCGUUAAGCUCCACAAAAAUAGAUAUCCACUACGUUUUUGACCACAUCCAGAAGAAAAAUAGCAUUUUGGGACCAUUUUAAGUUAUGACCUUAACGCGCGAGAUAUCUAAGUCACUCAUUUAAGUACUUUUUAUUUUUUACAUCGAAAACAUUGUACAAAGUUCAGAAAUCCCAAUUUGUCUUUAAGUUAAAAGUUGUUGAUUGGUUUUUAUGAAAAAAUAUCUCUCGGAACGUAAGUUUAUUUUUUUAAUACGAACGUAGAUUUAAUGUCGAAAUUUUUCGCAGUCUCACACUAUCGCAAAAGUAAAACUAUUUGGGCUAAGAAUUGAUUAAGUGUACUUUUAGUAUGUGUAAAUAUACACAAUGGUUUGGGACGUGUGAUUAAAUAUAUUAUGUAAUCUGAACGUAGUAUGUCAUAUCUAAGAAGAACUCGCUAUUAUAUUGGAUAUUUAAAGUCAGAAAAUAUUUUGGCCUUGACUUUACCUGAAAUUCGUCAGUCUAGACGGAAUUUAUAACAAUACAGUAUAAGAUAUCUAAAUGAAUUUAUGCUUUCGAGUCCCGUCGCCGUCUCGAUCAUGUAUUUACACCGUGAAUAUAACAUUGACAUUUACUAAUCACUGUCCACUAUGAAAUAUAGUGUUGACAUGCAUCUUAAAAUCGAUCGCGGUAUGAUUUAUUUAAGUUUGUCAAAUAAUUAGUACAAUAAUGUUAUAAGUAGAAACUUGUAAACGGAACGUUUCUAACCGGGGACUCGGCGCAGAGCUACUGAGUGUACAAUAUAGUUCACAGUUUAUAAAGCUACAGUUGCAAGUGAAAAGGCGGUGCGCUUCUAUGGUGUUGUACACAGAAAUGUGUAGUUUUGUAGAGUGUGGAGUUGUUUAAGCGCGUCGCGUCCCCGGCGUUCGCUGGAUGUUAUGUAAUCGCCUACGAGUACACUGCGGUGUGCUGCAGUCUCGCUUCGUGUUAUGUUGGGUGCUCCAGCAGUAGAUGUGUGUGGCCGACGUCGCUCCGCGGGUGUAGCCGUGCGGCCGCUCCGGGACGCCCACAUGGUGAUAUAGAGAGGACGACUCUAUGGGACCUCUCUAUACUACGAUGUACUGGACGAUCCCACUUCUGUUAUUUUUUCCCGCCUCCCGGCGCGCUCGCACCCCUAUUAUUAAGCUAGCUCUAAACGACAUUAAAGGUGUAACUGUGAAUUUUUAACCUUAUUUGGUUGACGUUUUUUUUGUGUAAAUGGCUGAUCUGUAGCGCAGUAGUGACACGGUGUGAGCGAGCGACUGGUUCCCUUUUACAAUUGGAUUAUAGAUAAUAAAGUAAAUAAAAAGUUUGA
Messenger RNA from Cydia pomonella (codling moth), 4012 nucleotides. It is a transcript of the gene Dek, whose product is annotated as protein DEK. Gene Ontology annotation, cellular component: nucleus. Gene Ontology annotation, molecular function: histone binding; DNA binding. The record is from RefSeq and is a predicted model, not a curated record. The coding region runs from base 107 to 2014 and encodes 635 amino acids. The transcript is spliced from 16 exons. Gene Ontology annotation, biological process: regulation of double-strand break repair; chromatin organization. Lineage: Eukaryota; Metazoa; Arthropoda; Insecta; Lepidoptera; Tortricidae.